GACCUGGCGCCAGCGCCGGGCAGCCCUCGGAGGGGCUGCUGGAUCCCGUCUACCCACGCACCCAGGGGGCGCUUCUGAAAGUGGCCCAAAUGCACUUCUGUGACUUCUACUGGCUGUGGACUGCAUGAGAAGGAUGCUGGGAAACCCUCAAGCCUCACAAUGGAGGUAGUGACUUUUAAAGAUGUGGCUGUGAACUUCACUGUGGAGGAGUGGGCAUUGCUGAGUCCAUCCCAAAAGAAGCUCUACAGAGAUGUGAUGAGGGAAACCGUUAUGCACGUGGCUGCUAUAGGAAGAACAUGGGAUAACCAGCAGAUUGAAGAAGAAUACAAAAAUAACAGGACAAAUCUAAGAAAUGAAGAGGUAGAGAAAUGCUAUCCAUAUAGUGCUUGGAAGCAACAUGAAGAAAUAUUCCUUUGGACUACAGAUGCUAGUGUGAGCGUGAAACAAACUGGUUUAAAACCACCUGAAAACCUAGCCUGUAGAAAAUCCCUGAUUGGUCAUUUAUCACUAAAUGGGCCCAUCAGGCCUCACACUCGACUGAAGCCAUAUGAGUAUUUAGGAUUUGAAGAGACACUGCAUAAAUGUAAUAGAGAUGAAAGAACUUGCAGUGAUUUCCAGUCCUUUCAGAAACAUGCAAGGACUACUGUGGGAGAAAAACCGUAUCAACAUGAGCAGUGUGGGAAAACCUACUCUGAUUUUAGUGAAAGAGCUCACCCUGGAGAGAAGACCAUUGUAUGUAAGAAAAGUGUGAAAGCCUCCACCAAACCUAGUGACGUUCAGAUCCAUGAAAGAAAUCACAGUGGGGGGAAUCAAUGUGUAUGUAAGCAAUGUGGGAAAGCUUUCAGUACACACACUAGUUAUCAAGAACAUGAAAGAACUCACACUGGGGAGAAACCCUAUAUAUGUAAGCAAUGUGGGAAAACCUUCAGGAGACACAGUCAUUGUCAAAGACAUGAAAGAAAUCACACUGGGGAUAAACCUUAUGUAUGCAAGCAUUGUGGGAAAGCCUUCACUACACACAGUUACUGUCAAAUACAUGAAAGAAUUCACACUGGGGAGAAGCCCUAUGUAUGUAAACAAUGCGGGAAAGCCUUCGUUACACACAGUUACUGUCAAAUACAUGAAAGAAUUCACACUGGGGAGAAGCCCUAUGUAUGUAAACAGUGUGGGAAAGGUUUUGCUUCUAGCGUUUCAUUUGGCAGACAUAAAAGAACUCACACUGGUCAGAAACCAUUUGUAUGUAAGCAAUGUGGGAAAGCGUUCAGUUUACCUAGGUAUUAUCGAAUACAUGAAAGAAGUCACACUGGGGAAAAACCGUAUGUAUGUAAGCAAUGUGGGAAGGCAUUCAGCAAUAAUAGUUCUCUUUGUAGACAUAAAAGAAUUCAUAAGAGAGAAAAGCCAUCUGUAUGUAAGCAGUGUGGGAAAGCUUUCAAUUCACAUACUCACUGUCAAAUACAUGAAAGAAGUCACACUGGGGAUAAACCCUAUGUAUGUAGAGAAUGUGGGAAAGCCUUCACUACACACAGAUAUUGUCAAAGACAUGAAAGAACUCACAAUGGGGAGAAGCCCUAUGUAUGUAAGCAAUGUGGAAAAGCAUUCAGAAGACAUGGUCGAUAUCAAAUACAUGAAAGAAUUCACACUGGGGAGAAACCUUAUGUAUGUAAACAGUGUGGGAAAGCAUUCAGUGCACAUGAUUAUUGUCAGAUGCAUGAAAAAACUCAUACUAGGGAGAAACCCUAUGCAUGCAAGCAAUGUGGGAAACGAUUCAGUACACACCAAUAUUGUCAAAGACAUGAAAGAAGUCACACUAGUGAGAAACCCUAUGUAUGUAAGCAAUGUGGGAAUGCAUUCAGAAGACACAGUCAAUAUCAAAUACAUGAAAGAAUUCACACUGGGGAGAAACCCUAUGUAUAUAAGUAAGCCUAUCUUGAAAAUCCUGUGACAGUUUCUCAUGUAGUGGAGAACAGUACAAAUAAGUAAUAUGAGAAGUCUGAUGUCAAUUAUUUCCUCAAACUUUCCAGAAAAUACAUUCCCAGGUAGAGAUAUCCUAAAGUAUAAAUAUAAUGUGUUUUUCAGUAAAUCACUUGUAAAUCUCUGGAUUAAGUAUCUGUAGUGUUCACUUUUAAAAUAUUAAUUUGACGUGAUUCUUUAAAAAAAGAAUCUGCCUCAGUCACAAAGAUUUCCUCUAAUGUUUUCUUGUAGAAAUUUUAGAAUUUUAUAAAGGUUUGUGAUCCAUUUGACUUAAUUUUUUAUUAGGAGUAGAGAAUUGCUCAAAAUGUAUGGUUUUGUCUGAAUAUACAGUUCCAGCAUUAUUUGUUGACAAAGGAUAUCCUUUCUCCAUUAUUUUACAUUUUUGUAAAACAAAAAAAAUCAGUUAUAGACAAUGUUCCUAUGGUUCUUUUCUGGACCCUGUUCUAUUCCAUUGAUCUUUGUGGCUAUGCUGAAAUUUGAGAUUAUGUUGAGCCUGUUUGUCAGUUAGAAUUGUCUCAACAACAUUAUAUCUUUCCGUUUAUUUAGGUCUUUGAUUUCUUAAACCAAUGUUUUCUAGUUUUUGGUAUACUGUAAACUUAGAUUUAUACAUAAUAAAUAGUUUUCUUUUUGCCAUUAUUAUAAAUAGUCCUGUUUGGUUUUAAUUUUUAAUCCCUGUUGUUUAUUGCUAAUACUAUAGAAAUAUUUUCAAUUGAGCUUUAGCUCAUGGCUUACUAAACUCAUUUAUUAGCUCUAGGAGAUUUUUUUUUAUAAUUUGUUAGGAUUUUCUACUUAGAUGAUCAUGUUGUCUA
Messenger RNA from Heterocephalus glaber (naked mole-rat), 2780 nucleotides. Lineage: Eukaryota; Metazoa; Chordata; Mammalia; Rodentia; Bathyergidae. The record is from RefSeq and is a predicted model, not a curated record.